Messenger RNA from Vigna angularis (adzuki bean), 2566 nucleotides. RefSeq names its product pentatricopeptide repeat-containing protein At5g46460, mitochondrial. Gene Ontology annotation, biological process: RNA modification. Gene Ontology annotation, molecular function: zinc ion binding; protein binding; RNA binding. Bases 380 to 2533 code for a protein of 717 amino acids. Lineage: Eukaryota; Viridiplantae; Streptophyta; Magnoliopsida; Fabales; Fabaceae. The transcript has a single exon. The record is from RefSeq and is a predicted model, not a curated record.
ACUAAUAAGCAUAUAAUAAAACAUAUCAACAGAGUCAUCUUUCUAAACCACACGCAUAAUAUACAAUGAAAAUAAAGUGAUAGAAACCUCUAACACAAAAUAUAGUGAACUUCCUUCUCUAUCAUUAUAACCAUGGUCCCCAUAAAUUCUCUCAUCGACUUUCUUUAAAUUCCAAAAUCAAAAUCAAAAGCGAAACUUCCUGUACCAAUGAAAAAAAUAAGCCAAACUUUCUCUCUUCUAUUUCUCCACUCCAACGUUGGACCCGCGCCCUUCAUUCAAUAUUGUAUGAUUCUUCCUUUCUCAUACUUCAUUCUAUUGUGUCGUAUAAGUAGAAGUCGAUUGUCCUGUAGUUUAAUUCACAGAAGUAUUCCUGCUUCCAAUGCUUCUUUUCAGUUCUUUAGCCAAGUCCAUUUUUCAUACUAACACGUUUUCAUGCAUUGCAAUUCGAAACUCGAGAAUCUUUUCAUUCACCACUGCCACCAAUGGUUUUCCUUCUACUUCAUCUAUCUCCACAAAUCCUUUCACCAUCAUUAAAUCACACAAGCAUAUACUCUUCCACUACCUCAAUAAUCGAACUUUAGACCAAGCUCGUGCCUUUUUCGAUCAAAUCCCUUCCCCCCAUGUUUCCCUCUACACCAUAAUGCUCCAUGCUUACGCUAGCAACCACAGACUCCACGAAGCUAUCCACCUCUUUCGUCAAAUUCCCUUCAAGGACGUCGUUUCCUGGAACUCCAUGAUUAAGGGGUGUCUACAUUGCGGCGAUAUUGUCACCGCCAGGAAGUUGUUCGACGAAAUGCCGCACCGAACCGUUGUGUCGUGGACCACCCUCGUCGAUGGGUUACUGCGCUUGGGAGUUGUCGAGGAGGCUGAAGCCUUGUUUUGGGCAAUGGACCCUAUGGACAGGGAUGUGGCUGCGUGGAAUGCAAUGAUUCAUGGGUAUUGUGGUAAUGGUAGAGUUGAUGAUGCUUUGCGAUUGUUCCGCCAAAUGCCUUCUAAGGAUGUGAUUUCUUGGAGUUCUAUCAUUAAUGGGCUUGAUCACAAUGGGGAGAGUGAACAAGCAUUGGUUGUUUUUCGCGACAUGGUGGCUUCUGGUGUGUGUCCAUCUUCUGUUGGCUUGGUUUGUGGGCUGUCUGCUGCUGCUAAGAUACUGGCUUUUCACGUGGGGAUUCAAAUUCAUUGCUCUGCGCUCAAGCUGGGUGACUGGCGUUUUGAUGAAUUUGUUUCUGCUUCACUGGUUACGUUUUAUAGUUGUUGCAAACAGAUGGAAUCUGCGUGCUGGGUUUUUUGUGAGGCACUUUGUAAGAAUGUGGUGGUUUGGACAGCUCUAUUGACGGGGUAUGGUUUCAAUGAUAAGCAUCUAGAGGCGUUGGAGGUGUUCAGAGAAAUGAUGAGAAUUGGUGUGAUUCCCAAUGAGUCUUCCUUCACCAGUGCUUUGAAUUCUUGUUGUGGAUUGGAGGAUCUAGAGAGGGGUAAAGUGAUCCAUGCUGAGGUGGUUAAGAUGGGUUUGGAAAGUGGUGGAUAUGUGGGAGGUUCUCUUGUUGUUAUGUACAGUAAAUGUGGUUAUGUCAGUGAUGCAGUUUCUGUGUUUAAGGGGAUUAAUGAGAAGAGUGUUGUCUCGUGGAACACGGUCAUUGUUGGUUGUGCACAGCAUGGAUGUGGCAUGUGGGUUCUAGCAUUCUUUAAUCAAAUGCUGCGUCAAAGAGUUGAUCCAGAUGGAAUCACAUUAACCGGUUUGCUUUCAGCCUGUAGUCGCUCUGGUAUGUUACAGAAAGCAAGGUGCAUCUUCAGAUACUUUGGCCAGGAAAGGUCAGUUACACUUACGAUUGAACACUAUGCAAGCAUGGUGGAUGUGCUUGGCCGGUGUGGAGAGCUUGAGGAAGCAGAAGCACUGGUGAUGAGCAUGCCAAUGAAAGCAAAUUUAAUGGUAUGGCUGGCUUUACUGAGUGCAUGCAGGAAGCACUCCAAUUUAGAUGUAGCCGAAAGAGCUGCAAAUCGGAUAUUUGAAAUGGAACCUGAUUGUAGUGCUGCGUAUGUAUUGCUAUCAAACUUGUAUGCUUCUUCGAGCAGAUGGGCUGAAGUAGCUUUGAUACGUAAAAAAAUGAAGCAUAAUGGAAUUGUGAAACAACCAGGAUCCAGUUGGCUAACCUUAAAAGGACAAAAGCACAAAUUCCUCUCUGCAGAUAGAUCACAUCCUCUUACAGGGAAAAUUUAUCAAAAGCUAGAGUGGUUAGGAGUGAAGUUAAAAGAAUUAGGUUAUGUUCCAGAUGAACAAUUCGCUUUGCAUGAUGUAGAAACUGAGCAAAAAGAAGAAAUGCUGUCUUAUCAUAGUGAAAGGCUUGCGAUUGCAUUUGCGCUGCUUAGCACUGUGGAAGGCAGUACAAUAACAGUGAUGAAAAAUCUACGUGUAUGUGGGGAUUGUCAUUCUGCAAUAAAGCUUAUGAGCCACAUUGUUGACCGUGAGAUUGUAGUACGAGAUUCUAGCCGCUUUCAUCAUUUUAAGAAUGGCAUAUGUUCCUGUGGAGAUUAUUGGUAGGACAUUGUUCGUGAAAAAGAGUCUAAUUUAUUA